Amphiprion ocellaris (clown anemonefish) is the source of this 3544-nucleotide messenger RNA. RefSeq names its product ubiquitin specific peptidase 2a (gene usp2a). Gene Ontology annotation, biological process: protein deubiquitination. The transcript is spliced from 14 exons. Gene Ontology annotation, molecular function: cysteine-type deubiquitinase activity. The coding region runs from base 425 to 2203 and encodes 592 amino acids. The record is from RefSeq and is a predicted model, not a curated record. Gene Ontology annotation, cellular component: cytoplasm. NCBI's taxonomy places the organism in Eukaryota, Metazoa, Chordata, Actinopteri, Pomacentridae.
CCGUUACUUGGCUGCCGAAACUCUACAACUGCAAAGAGGACAGAAGAUAUGUCCGAAUACCAGCCCAGUCUGGAUUAAAACACCCGGAGGGUAACUCUUCUGUGCGAACAGUAGUGCUCAUCCUGCUCAGUGUUUAAGGAAAUGGUCUAAAAAGCAGCAGAAACCGGCCAGCAGGGUACUUUUUGGGGGGCGUUUCGCUGCCCGUUUGGAUCGGGAUGAUCACCAACUGUGGGGAGUGAUCAGUGUCACGAAGCCUGUGUGAGUCUGUGCACGCUGUGGGGUAGCGACAGUAGGAUGAGCUGCCCCAGAGCCAUCACUGUCUGUGGGGACUGACACACACCGCUACAAAUACAGCAGUCGAUGCAGUCUUCCAGAGGCUCUCCCUCCCUGUGGCUGAGAAACAAGCAGCAGCAGCAGCAGCAGCAUGUCUCGCGUCUCCUCCACCGCCAAGCGCUACGCUGGCCCCUCCUACACCAGCCACUACAGCUCCUACAGCUCCUCCCUGACCCCGGGCCUUAGCUCCUACAGUGAGCGGGACAGGCUGUCCUCUUACAAAUCCCCCACCUCCUCCUCCACCUCUUCCUCAGGUUACUCUUCCUCCAGCUAUCUGAGCAGCUCUGCCGUCCGCAGCCGUAACUACAGCACCUCCUCAGAUCCCGACCGCGACAGGGGUCGAACCAUCCCACGCACCGACAUCCUUGGAAGCAGCAGCAGCAGCCGCCGGAGUGAGAGCCUCAGCAGAACCCCCGUCAAAACCUACGGAGGGUCGGGGCUGAGCGGGGGGUCAGCCUACACUGGCUACAGUUCCUACUCUUCAUCCUCGGCCCAGUCCAGCUACCUCUCCUCUUCACCGGUGGCCUCCAGCAUCUCGCUUAACCGACGAAAAUCUGUAUCCCAGAGUGACUUGAGCAGAGACCUGGCCUCUCUGGGUCUCAGCGAUGCCUCCACCUCCUCCACCCCGUCUUCUUCCACCAGUGCCCUGCGGAGCUACCGCAGUCGGACCAGCGAUGUGGCUGACUCAUAUGGCAGUAGUUCCCGCCCAGGCUACUCAGGCCUGUCGCGGAGCUCUACUCAGGAGGCCUUUAGCAGCAGCAGAGCAUUCAGCUCUUCGACUUGGGAACCGAGCAGCAACGGGCUGUCCGACUCACCCACCAGGGACUCCACGAAUUCAAAGAGUGCCCAAGGCCUGGUGGGACUGAAGAACUUAGGAAACACUUGUUUCAUGAACAGUAUCCUGCAGUGUCUCAGCAACACACACAGCCUGCGAGACUACUGCCUGCACAACUCACACCGCAGAGACCUUAACAACAACAGCCGCACCAACACAGCCCUCAUGGAAGAAUUUGCCAAGCUGAUACAGACCAUGUGGACAUCAUCCAGCAGUGAGGCAGUCAGCCCAUCUGAAUUCAAAACUCAGAUCCAGAGAUAUGCUCCCAGAUUUGUGGGAUACAACCAACAGGAUGCUCAGGAGUUCCUGCGUUUCCUCCUGGAUGGCCUGCACAACGAAGUCAACAGGGUCACCGUCAGGCCGAGAGGAACUGUGGAGGACUUCGACCACCUACCGGACGAAGAGAAAGGAAAGAAGAUGUGGAGUAAAUACCUGGAGAGAGAAGACAGUAAGAUAGUUGACCUGUUUGUGGGCCAGUUGAAGAGCUCUCUGACCUGCAGCCACUGUGGUUUCUGCUCCACUGUCUUCGACCCCUUCUGGGAUCUCUCUCUACCUAUCGCCAAGAAGGGCUAUGGUGAGGUGAGUCUGAUGGACUGCAUGCGGCUCUUCACCAAAGAAGACGUCCUUGAUGGGGACGAGAAGCCGACGUGCUACAGGUGUAAAGCCAGGAGGAGAUGCACUAAGAAGUUCACAAUACAGAAGUUCCCCAAGAUCUUAGUGCUGCACCUGAAACGCUUCUCUGAAGCACGCAGAACCAGCAAACUGUCCACCUUUGUUAACUUUCCCAUGAAGGAUCUUGAUCUGCGAGAGUUUGCCUCUGAAAACAGCAUAAAUGCAGUGUACAACCUGUAUGCAGUGUCCAACCACUCAGGCACCACUAUGGGCGGUCACUACACAGCCUACUGUCGCAAUCCCAACUCGGGAGAAUGGUACACGUUUAAUGACUCCAGAGUAACGCCAAUGUCCUCCAGCCAAGUGCGCAGCAGCGACGCCUACGUCUUGUUCUACGAACUGACUUCCUCCUCUCGGAUGUGAAGCUUCCUGGAGGACAGCGGGCCACAGCACCACUCUGACUGAUGGACGGAUGGAAAAAUCAGACUGUUGUUGGUGCCUGGCCUAUUUUGGACUUGUAUUUGGACAUAUAUCUCACACACACUCAUGCACACACACACACACACACACACACACACACACACACACAUAAAGACACACACCCCUCCAGCAGCUGGGCGGCUGCGUCUCUCUGCAGAGAGAGCUGAGAGGGGAACACUCUGGAAACCACAGGAACCUGAUCAACCAGCCCUGUUUUCUUUUUCUCUGUCUGUACUCCCGUGUCUCGCUCAUUCUAAGUGUGUGUGUGUGUGUGUGUGUGUGUGUGUGUGGGUAGGUGGAUGUGUGAGUGUGUGUGCAGCUGACACAGGGCAAUAAUCCCAUCUGACCGACCAACCAGGUGAACCCGUGUCCAUCUCAGAAGUCCCUCUCUAUGCACUGCAAACAGAACUCCCAUCCUGACUGCGCCUUUGCUUUUUCUUCUGCUCUUGACCUUCUUGUUUGCCUCAAACCAUUAAAACUGACUCGUUGCAAUUUUAUUGAUUUUGUUUCUGCUUGGAAUUCAUGUUGUUUUUUUUCUUCUUUCGGGGCAGUGGGUUAUUAGCAAAGCACCGAGAGCAUCAUCGCCACUUUGGACUGUGGAUAAACUGUGCUUAGAGUGUGACUGUAACAGGAUUGGUCGCGGUUACGAGGAGCUUACACCCCACCGGCCUGCUUGGUUUUCACGGCUUUCCCUUCCACUUCACUACAACACUCCCAUGUCUCUGUUGGCAUCUUCUUCACUCUCUUUCUUUCUCUGAAAGUGGUUUGGAGGGCCGGUGGCACUGUGAGCGUUACAUGUUUCAGAGGACAACCCUCUAACUUGUGUUUUAUUUAAUUUGUUUCUCCCACGUGUGGCUGCUACUGAUGUUUUAAAAGUGCUGUGAAUGGAUGAAUGAACAGUCCAGUGCAGAUCUGCUAAGGAUUAAUAGUAGAGACGACAAUAACAGUAACAAUCCUCAUCGUCAGUAUGGGGUCUUUUCUUCCUCUCUUGUUUCAUGCCAUUGAACAACAUGGAAAGAAUGUUUUAAAGAAGAAAAAAACACUAUAUCUGUAUAUUUUUAUAUCCUGAUGCAAUAUAGAGAAUGUACUAUUCAAUGGUGCUGAAAAUGACCCAUAACUGUUUUCAGUUGGUUUAUUUACCAGGUUUCAAGAGAGAAAAAAAAGUUAUUAUUUAUGCUUACAGGUGAUAAUGUGAUGAGUCACACUUUUUAACAGUGGCAGUCAAACACAUGAGUAUAUAAAUAUAUAUAUAUAUAUAUAUGAAUAAAAGUCAACAAAACAGUA